CCUGUCAGUGCCCAUCAAUGCCACCUAACAGUGCUGCCUAUCAGUGGCCAUCAGUGAUGCCUGUCAAUGCCCAUCAGUGCCACCUAUCAGUGUCCAUCACUGCAGCAUCAUUAGCGCACAUCAGUGAAGGAGAAAAAUCACUUAUUUACAAAAAUUUAUAACACAAACUAAAACUUUUUUUUUUUUUCUUCAAAAUUUUCAGUAAUUUUUGGUUUGUUUAAUAAAAAAAUAAAAAACCCAGAGGUGAUUAA
Staurois parvus is the source of this 251-nucleotide messenger RNA. NCBI's taxonomy places the organism in Eukaryota, Metazoa, Chordata, Amphibia, Anura, Ranidae. The record is from the annotation of a GenBank genome assembly.